AUGUCAGAUAGGCAGGUGAUUGAAUCAUCUCUUGUGCUGGAAAAACUGGAAUUCUGCGACCCAGGGACCGGGUCAGAAAGAACCGGACAACGUGAAGAGUUGGUCAAGGAUGGGCACCGGCAGUCGCGACUGAAUGGAUGUGUCCCUUUGUCACAUCAAGUGGCAGGUCACAAAUAUGGCAUCGAUAAAAUGGGCAUACUUCAGCACCCAGACGGCACCGUGCUGAAGCAACUGCAGCCUCCUCCACGAGGUCCUCGCGAGAUGAACUUUUACACACAGGUGUACGCUGAAGACUGCACAGAUCCUAAGCUGCUAGAACUCCGACAACACCUGCCCAAGUUCUAUGGCACCUGGGUCUCACGCGAGUCCCCAGACGACCUUUAUCUGAAACUGGAGGAUGUGACCAGGAGCUUUCACCAGCCUUGCAUCAUGGAUGUGAAGAUUGGGAGGAAAAGCUACGACCCGUUCGCCUCGCAGGAGAAACGAGAACAACAAAUCAAGAAAUACCCGCUAAUGGAGGAGAUCGGUUUCCUGCUACUGGGCAUGAGGGUGUACCAGGUAAACUCUGGUAGCUAUAUCACGCAUGACCAGUUCUAUGGACGCAGUCUGAAGAAAGACACUCUCAAAGAAGGUUUGGCAAAAUUCUUCCACAAUGGAGAGCAGCUUAGGAAAGACGCUGUUUCUCUCAGCAUCUCUAAAGUCCGGAACAUUCUUCGUUGGUUUGAAGGCCAAAAGCAGCUGCAUUUCUAUGCCAGCUCUCUGCUGUUUGUCUACGAGGGUUCGCCUCAAACAGGAAAUGGAACGGCCGAGAGGGAAACUCCCAAAGACAGGCAAAACAAGAAAGGUGAGCCAGAGUUCAACAAUAAUUUCCAUACUCCCGUCUGUAAGCCUCAGGACCUAUCCUGCAGAUGCACCCCACAGAAGAGCGUCUGUGGUCGGGGUCUCUGUGAUGACUUUUCCCCCGACAUACAAGAGAAUGGAACAGGAGCUCACUUCGCACGUCACUAUCAUCUCGACCAACCCAAUGGAAAUGAACUGAAUGUAACAGAGGAGAGAGAGAAGAAGGAAAACAAUGGAAAGAACCUGGACACCAGUUUUGAGGAUGGAGACAGGGAUAGAGAGAGAGGGGGAGGGGGAGAGGUCAGGAUGAUCGACUUCGCCCACGUUUUCCCCAGCGACAGCCCGGACGAAGGCUACACCUACGGCCUGAGGAACCUUCUCUCCGCCCUGGAGCAGAUCCUCCAGAACUGACCUCAUUAAUCUCAAUCCCAAACUUAAUCUCAAUGCAUGUGCUCAGAUGCAAAC
Molecule: messenger RNA, 1305 nt
Organism: Chanos chanos (milkfish)
Lineage: Eukaryota; Metazoa; Chordata; Actinopteri; Gonorynchiformes; Chanidae
Gene: ipmka
Product: inositol polyphosphate multikinase a
Exons: 6
Coding region: 1-1251 (416 amino acids)
Biological process (GO): inositol phosphate biosynthetic process
Cellular component (GO): cytoplasm; nucleus
Molecular function (GO): inositol-1,4,5-trisphosphate 3-kinase activity; inositol tetrakisphosphate kinase activity
Source: RefSeq, a predicted model, not a curated record